Molecule: messenger RNA, 794 nt
Organism: Centruroides sculpturatus (bark scorpion)
Lineage: Eukaryota; Metazoa; Arthropoda; Arachnida; Scorpiones; Buthidae
Exons: 2
Coding region: 61-603 (180 amino acids)
Source: RefSeq, a predicted model, not a curated record
GAAAAAACAAUUAGUUAUAAAUCUUAUUGCCCUAUAGAAACUAAGAAAAACGUUUUUUCCAUGGAAUUGAGGAAAAUAUUAAACAGAACAACACUCCAGGAAGAUAUAGAUAAAGAAAUUAAACAAUUAUUUAGAAAAUAUUUAAUGAAUGAUUACCCAAAGAACAAAAUUUUUGCCAAGCAGGAAAAUAAAAUGUCAAAUAUCAUUAAUAUUAUCAAUACCAAAGGUCAGAAAACAGUAAGAAAUCAGCUUGAUGUCGCAGGAGUGGUGUACAAGAUAUCAUGUGAUUGCUUACAAGCGAAAUCAUAUGUUGGAGAAACAGGACGGAAACUCGAGAUACGCCUAAAAGAACAUGAGGCGGCGAUUCGUUUAAAAAGACAAGAGUCACCAUGGUAUCAACAUUGUGUUACUUAUAACUGUAAAAUUAAUAGAAGUUCGAUAAAAAUAUUGUAUAAAAUGGAAAAUUUGUUUAAAAGACGCGUGGUAGAACAUUUAUGUAUAAUAGAAUAUGCAAAUUUACUAAAUCAGAAUGUCGGUCUAAACGUUGAUGCAUGCUGGGAAAAGUUCCUUUGUAUAAAAGGGAACAGGUGUCUAGUUGUUUGAUUAUCCACUGAAGAGGCUGUAACGGCGAAAUGCAUUUGGAAAACAAUUUGAAAUUUACGAAAAUAAAAGAAUUAACCCUGGUUAAAGUAAAGUAUCUUUGUUGAUUUACUGUUUGUCUGCUAAUGCAAAUUGCUCGAAGUCGGUUUUUGAAAGAGUGUCUUAAUUUACUCGUCUUUUAUUUUUAAAAAUUA